Messenger RNA from Hemisphaericaspora subhashii, 1554 nucleotides. RefSeq names its product ribosome-binding protein (gene NMD3). NCBI's taxonomy places the organism in Eukaryota, Fungi, Ascomycota, Pichiomycetes, Serinales, Debaryomycetaceae. Gene Ontology annotation, biological process: ribosomal large subunit export from nucleus. Gene Ontology annotation, cellular component: cytoplasm; nucleus. Gene Ontology annotation, molecular function: ribosomal large subunit binding. Bases 1 to 1554 code for a protein of 517 amino acids. The transcript has a single exon. The record is from RefSeq and is a predicted model, not a curated record.
AUGUCUAAUUAUACUCAUAUUGACCAUUCUCAUGACCAACAAGGUCCAGUUGCCACUGUGUUAUGUUGUAACUGUGGUGUUCCUAUGGAUGGAUCCCAAGGGUUAGUAAUGUGUUAUGAUUGUAUAAAAUUAACCGUUGAUAUAACAGAAGGUAUUCCCCGUGAAGCUAAUGUAUCAUUCUGCAGAAACUGUGAAAGAUUCUUACAACCACCAGGACAAUGGAUUCGUGCUGAAUUAGAAUCUCGUGAACUUUUAGCAUUGUGUCUUAGAAGAUUAAAAGGGUUGAAUAAAGUUCGUUUAGUCGAUGCUUCUUUCAUAUGGACCGAACCCCAUUCUCGUCGUAUUAGAGUCAAGUUGACAGUUCAGGGGGAAGCUAUGGCAAAUACGAUUGUUCAACAGACUUUCGAAGUUGAAUAUGUUGUUGUAGCUAUGCAAUGUGCUGAUUGUGCUAAAUCAUAUACUACCAAUACUUGGAGAGCUACUGUUCAAAUAAGGCAAAAGGUUCCACAUAAGAGAACUUUCUUAUAUUUAGAACAAUUGAUCUUGAAACAUAAUGCUCAUAUUGAUACUAUUUCUAUUCAAGAAGCUAAAGAUGGGCUAGAUUUCUUUUAUUCUCAAAAGAAUCAUGCUGCUAAAAUGUUGGAUUUCUUAAGUUCAGUAGCACCAGUUAAGGGCAAAAGAUCAGAAGAAUUAGUUAGUACUGAUAUUCAUUCCGGGUCAUCCCAAUAUAAGUUUUCUUAUUCGGUUGAAAUUGCUCCUAUUUGUCGUGAUGAUUUGGUUGUUUUACCUAAAAAACUUGCUCAUUCCUUGGGAAAUAUUCCUCGAUUAGUCCUUUGUUCCAAAAUCUCAAAUUCACUUCAAUUUAUAGAUCCAAAUACAUUACAAGUUGCCGAUUUAUCUGCUCAGCUUUAUUGGAGAACCCCAUUCCCUUCAUUAUUGGAUGCUACUCAAUUAGUUGAAUUUAUUGUGUUGGAUGUUGAACCAACUGGUGAUAUUAGGGGAAAACAUGUAUUAGCUGAUAUAGAAGUAUGUCGUGCUUGUGAUAUGGGAGUAAAUGAUCAUUCAUUUUAUGUUAGAACUCAUUUAGGUGGGAUUUUACAUCCUGGUGAUUCAUGUAUGGGAUAUUAUUUAUCAAAUACUAAUUUUAAUUCUGAUUUAUGGGAUACUUUAGAUACUGAUAAUAUUUCAGAAGUUGUAAUUGUUAAGAAACAUUAUGCAAGAAAAUCAAAGAAGGGUAAAUAUAGAAAAUGGAAAUUAAAGAGAAUGGCUAAAGAACGUAGUGAUAUUGUGGCCAAUGACGAUUCUAGACAAGCUAGACAAGAACAAGAACGUGCUGAAAGAGAUUAUGAAUUGUUCUUGCAAGAAUUAGAAGAAGAUGAAGAAUUAAGACAAACUAUUAACUUGUAUAAAGCAGGCGAUUUACCUCCUAUUAAACAUGCUGAUACUGAUGAGGUUGAUGAAGAAGAAGAUGCGCCAGAAAUUGGUAUUGAUGAAUUAUUGGAUGAAUUGGAUGAUAUGACUUUGGAAGAUACUCCAAUGCAAGAAGAUGAAUAA